GCCCGGCGCCUGUAUCCGUGCAGCCAAACGGGGGUAACCGUAGCCACUGGUCCAGCAGCAGCAGCAGCAGCAGCAGCAGCAGCAGAGGAGACAGGGACAGAAGGGGGAGUGAGAAGGAUAGUCAGCAUCUCUGGGGAAUUACAUACACACACAGUGAGAAGAUGACUCUGGCAGCCUACAGGGAGAAGGUCAAAGAGCUCCCCCUGGUGUCUCUGUUCUGCGCCUGCCUGAAUCCACAGACCUUGGAUAAUCCCACAUAUAAGGCAGAAGAUGCAGUGGACCUGGGCUGGUGCGCCAUCAAAGAUGUGGAGGUGAUUGAAUUGAAUAAGCGAGCAUCCGGCCAGGCCUUCGAGGUCAUUCUCAAGCCCCCGUCCUUUGACGGCGUGCCAGAUCUGAACACCUCCAUGCCGCAGCGUCGUGACCCGUCCCUGGAGGAAAUCCAGAAGAAACUCGAGGCUGCCGAGGACAGGCGAAAGUGCCAGGAGGCCGAGCUGCUGAAGCACCUGGCGGAGAAGAGGGAGCACGAGCGCGAGGUGAUCCAGAAGGCCUUUGAGGAGAACAACAACUUCAUCAAGAACGCAAAGGAGAAGCUGCAGCAGAAGAUGGAGGCCAACAAGGAGAACAGGGAGGCCCUGCUGGCCGCCAUGCUGGAGAGGCUGCAGGAGAAGGACAAGCACGCAGAAGAAGUGAGGAAGAACAAGGAGAUGAAGGAGGAAGCCUGCCGGUAGACAAGUGGAGCGAGGGAGUCGAGAGAGAGAGAGAGAGAGAGAGAGAGAGAGAGAGAGAGAGAGAGAGAGAGAGAGAGAGAGAGAGAGAGAGAGAGAGAGAGAGAGAGAGAGAGAGAGGGUGGAAACUUGGAGCUUUUUGAGUUGAUUUUAAAAAAGGAAAUUAAAAUACAGUGCAGGAAAAAAAAGCAAGAACUCCAAAACAACUCGAACAAAGGGAAGAGGCAAGUUUUCAUAUUUGAUGUAUGCUGUAACGAUUCUGAACAAGCUGUACAAAGUUAACACUAGAUGCUGAAAUUCACAAAGAAAU
Pleuronectes platessa (European plaice) is the source of this 1035-nucleotide messenger RNA. It is a transcript of the gene stmn4, whose product is annotated as stathmin-like 4. The coding region runs from base 162 to 728 and encodes 188 amino acids. The record is from RefSeq and is a predicted model, not a curated record. Gene Ontology annotation, biological process: neuron projection development; microtubule depolymerization; regulation of microtubule polymerization or depolymerization. Lineage: Eukaryota; Metazoa; Chordata; Actinopteri; Pleuronectiformes; Pleuronectidae. Gene Ontology annotation, molecular function: tubulin binding. Gene Ontology annotation, cellular component: cytoplasm; neuron projection. The transcript has 6 exons.